Messenger RNA from Phialemonium atrogriseum, 1675 nucleotides. RefSeq lists its product as uncharacterized. The transcript has 5 exons. The record is from RefSeq and is a predicted model, not a curated record. Bases 287 to 1219 code for a protein of 310 amino acids. NCBI's taxonomy places the organism in Eukaryota, Fungi, Ascomycota, Sordariomycetes, Cephalothecales, Cephalothecaceae.
ACCUAAUAACCUGGGUGCCCUGAACGUCACUCUCCAAACUUGGUCCGUCAUACCAAAUCCUGGAAGCUUUGAAGUGAGCAUAACUUCCCCUUUCCCUCGUCCUCGCCCUCGCCAUCACUCUCUCCACUACCUCCACCAAAUCUCCCGAUUCCAGUCACAGCCUAGACUUUUUCCUAGCUCAUUACCCGUCGCGUCCAUACAACUUUAAGUCUAACCACAAAACACUCGCAGUGUCGAGAUCAAUACUUGAAUAUUCCAUUCGCUCCGACCAUCCAAAGCCUACACAAUGAAGUCCAGUAUCUUCGUCGCCGUGGUUGGCACCACGCUUGUCGCGGCACAGAACUUCCCAUCCGGGUUCCCAGAGUGCGGCGUCACCUGCAUCAGGAACAUGCUCGCCAAGGCCGGCGAAUUCAACUGCCAGGCCAACGACGCUGCUUGUCUCUGCGGUGUCCAGAACUUCAAGUUCGGUGUGCGUGACUGUGCCUACCAGUCCUGCGGAGAUGACAAUGCCGCAGCGCAAGUCGUCGAUUGGGGUAACCAGUACUGCGCCAACGUCGGUGCUGGUGGCUCUGGUGGCUCUGGUGGUUCUGGUGCAUCCGGCACUGGUGCUUCCGGUGGUGCCGGCGCUUCUGCCACGUCUGGCGGAUCUGGUGGUGGUGGUGGUGGUGUUGGCGGAGGGGGGGGAACGGGUGGAGCGGGCGGUUCCGGUUCCGCGAUCACUACCUCUGCGAUCGAGACUGUUAUCACCAGCGGUUCAUCCACCUUCACGUCCACGAUAGGAUCGACGACCAUCUACGGUGGUGGCUCAGGCGGUGGCUCAGGCGGUGGCUCAAGUGGUGGCUCAAGUGGUGGUUCCGGUGGUGGUUCUGGUAGUGGUUCCUCGGGAGUCCAUACCAGCACCUUCACCACCACUGGAACUAGCGACUCCUCGACUUUCACUAGCACUGGAACAACGACUAUCUCUGGUACCGGUGGCGGUGGCGCCGGUGGCGCCGGUGGUGCCGGGGGUAGUAACAGUGGUUCCCAUGCUGCAACCACGUCGGCUAUCGUCUCAACCAUCACUAGCGGUGGUUCGACCUCGAAGACCACUGUCGGAUCUACCACGGUUUCCUCGGCGGGUACUUCCUCGAGCGGAACCAACGCUGCAGUGGGUGCGUACAAGACCGGAUCGCCAGCUGGCUUCUUUGCCGCUGCUGGUAUUGCCGCCAUGCUGCUCUAGUUCGAGGGUUUUCUUUCAAUUGAUGCGUUAUGAAGGGCCAGGGAUGGAAUUGGGAGCCGACCCAAUGAUUCAAAUAUUAAUGCUGGGAUGGAGUCAGGAAACGUGGAUCUGGGUCUCUUAACCGGUCGCUAGGAGGGCUGGCUUCAUCCGCUAUACGUACAUACCGUCGUGUGAAGAUAAAUACCCAUGAUGGUGGAUGGCAUUUGCGUUGCUUUCUCACUCUCAUUGAAGGACCAAGGUUAAUAAUAGAUAGAACCCUGGUCAUUGCCAGGGAAUGGUACGAAUGACCAUUUUCUGAUACGCUUUCGAGUCACUUUGAGUGCUGAACGGCGAUGCCUCGUUCUCUACAAAAAUACGGUAUACCGGUUUGUCUAGCUUUUCAAUGUUUGUUCUUGAGAUGCCAGUCGAGACUACUAUCACGCGGUCUUCCUUUCUCUAUCCGGGACGAUACGCUAG